ACUGACAGUUUUAACUCGGCUACGUUUAAGAGAGGGUUUAAAUCUAAGUUUAAUUCUACAGGUGUGCACAUAAAGAUCUUACAAUAAUAUCUGGAUUUACUGACAUUUUGUCUUAUUCAAGUUAUUGGAUUUUAUAAAUGAAAAAUUUUUAACAAUUCAGAUGAAAGUUGAAAAGUGAGAGGAAAAGAUAUAAAUUGUAAGAAAUUCACGAUGCAGUUUCUCUGGAUACAGGCGUUGGUGACACUGGUUCUAGUGGGCUUGUCCUCGCAGCAUCAGUGUGAUGAGUGUGACUGUAUUAUCAGCGCUGACGAUGGCUGUAAAGGCGUUCACUUAACAACUCUCACGUGCAUGGAUGGCACAGUCACGUGGUAUAACCCGACAGGUGCGCUGAGAAUCGAGCUUAAACCGGAAAGAACUGGUAACUUCCGAUCCUGCUUCAUCGUGAACACUGGAGAUGUAAAACUGAAGGUUUCACGAGAAGUAGACUUGAACAUAAAUUCAAAGUCACCAUCGCAACGGAAUAAGUUUGAACUUAACGACCAUAACCUCCAAACUUUGGUUACAUUUGAAGGGAAGAGCAAAGAAGUAUGCAUCCAGGCAACGGAUUCUGUGAUCCUAUAUUUGGAACCGGAAGUUGAUGAGACUCUUGGAUACAAGAAGGUCGUGUUCCAGUAUGAUUUGACAUUUAUUCCAAAAGACGAAAAAUCACCCAUUGAAGAAUGCCGGCCAUGCAGUGAAGAAGAAAUACUAAAAGCUUACUGCUCCAGUGACUUUGUGAUUGUUGGAAGCAUGGAAUCGGUUCAUCACCAUGACGACAUUGACAAAACCAAGAUCGACGUAGAAGUAGCUCAGAUAAUCCGUCACACUGGUUCUCAUUUCUCACGACCACGACGGGACUUAGCACUGCAGGGAACUAUUCUAGCACCUAGAAAAUGUGGAGUAUCUAAAGGCGAUGGCUUAUUUCUGAUGACGGGAAGGGUUAGGCUCGGGGAAUUGACUAUGGGUUGCGCCCCGUACCUUGACGAGUGGGAAGCCAUCGUCAGCAGAGCAGAGCAGGAAGGGAGAAUGGAAUGUGCAAGAGAUUGACGAGACAGAAAGUUCUAGUCACGUGAUCUACCUCAGCCUCUUUUGGCUACCGGAAGUGAUGUCACGAAGGGGAGAGACUAUAAGCAUCACUUCAAUCAACCAGAGCUGACGACUGAUUAAGGGAGGAGACCUGAAAUAUUGCUAAUAAAUGAUCUGCAAGGAGCACCCUGACUCAGCUCUGGAAGAAUAUGCCUUAUACUGUACAGACAUGGGAUGUUUGAUUGUUGAUACUGUAACUUCAUGCUCAUACACAGCCCUGAGAUUCAAGGAAAUAUUUCCUUAGCGAAGUGGCUGAUCCCUCCAAGACGUAUUCGCAUGAAAUAGACAGUACUAACGAUCGAGUCGUGGAGGAUGAAAUAUGGCAGCAAAAACAUAUUCCGAACUGGAGAACAAGACUAAUGUUUGAUACAAAAUCUGUACAUAAAACAUAUCUGGGCAUUAACUGCAGUGACUCAUUAUUUCACUAUACACACAAAAGUAUUUUGUAUAUCAGAAGUAAAUGCAUGACUGUGUAAGCCACGUCAUAAGGAUAUACUUUAAUCUUUUCAUACAGGUUUAUUAUGUCUCAAAAUAAUUUAUGACAUCUUGUAACACUGGUGGCGUGAAAAUACCCGCCAAUAUCAGUUUAUCAAAUAAAACGUUUACCUCAUACAUGUGCAUCAAAAUGUUAUAUAAAUCAUACACUAUAGGUAUGUCUUGAAAACUUUAAAAACUUAUUUAUUGAAAAGUAAAAUGUGUGAACCUAACUGGAUUAAAGGAAAACUUAUUUGAGCCGCGCCAUGAGAAAACCAACAUAGUGCGUUGCGACCAGCAUGGAUCCAGACCAGCCUGCGCAUCCGCGCAGUCUGGUCAGGAUCCAUGCUGUUCGCUUUCAAAGCCUAUUGCAAUUUGAGAAACUGUUAUUGACAGCAUGGAUCCUGACCAGUCUGUCGCAAAUGCACUAUGUUGGUUUUCUCAUUGCGCGGCUCAUUUUAUGUUACAAAAAUGUAUUUGAUUAAACACGUUUGAUUGAUGAUGUUCAAAAUUAUAUGUUGAAAGAAAUCAUAUCUACUUUACAUACUAUAUGUGAUUGCUUAUAACAGUAUGAAAUUGAUGUUGAAAACACGGGAUUUUUUGACACAAUAAAGUAUAAUUAAGAAAG
Messenger RNA from Mercenaria mercenaria, 2227 nucleotides. RefSeq names its product meteorin-like protein. The coding region runs from base 211 to 1086 and encodes 291 amino acids. Lineage: Eukaryota; Metazoa; Mollusca; Bivalvia; Venerida; Veneridae. Gene Ontology annotation, molecular function: hormone activity. The record is from RefSeq and is a predicted model, not a curated record. The transcript is spliced from 6 exons.